Molecule: messenger RNA, 2679 nt
Organism: Salvia miltiorrhiza (redroot sage)
Lineage: Eukaryota; Viridiplantae; Streptophyta; Magnoliopsida; Lamiales; Lamiaceae
Exons: 5
Coding region: 388-2559 (723 amino acids)
Source: RefSeq, a predicted model, not a curated record
UUUGGAUAUCUGCCUAAAAUUCUCAAUUUUCAUUUCUCUCUCUCCUCUUUGAGUUCAGACCGACCUCCAUUCCAUUCACACUCAGAGAUGCAUGUAUUCAUCAUAGCAUGUAACCGCGGAGACCGAGUCGCUCGCGGGUAGCUAUCUAUCUAUCUCCCUCCGCCUCAAAAUCCUGCUCCCAAAUCUCAUCUCCCUUCCUAUUAGGUCGGAUUUCAACUUCCAUCAUUUCCUCACCACCAUCUCGCUUUUCUUCUAUUUUUACAGCUCGGAAGUCUAUUUCCUCCUUCAUUUUUUCAAACCUGCAAUCGAAAAAAUCCCUUCUUUUUUUUUUUUUUGCUUCCAACUGAAUCUAUGCGCCUUCGUUAAUUCGUAUGUCUCGCUCUGCACAUGGCCGGUUUUAGCUCUGCUUUUCUCUCUCAGAAGCUCGUUUUUUUCGUCCACGCGGUUUCUGUGUAUCUGCGCCCGCUCUUCCUCUUCAUCUCCGCCUACGUCUUGAGGUUUCAGGGAGACGGGAGUAGUUCGUUAAACAAGAGCGGGAAGGAAAUAGAUUUCGUUGAAACGGAGAGGCUGGAUUCUUCAGAGCUCAAAGAUGAGAUUAAUGGCGACGAGUGCGGAGUUUUCGAUGAUGGUGUGGUGGAGGAGGAGAAGCCGGUGGUUUAUUUGAAAUUCAAGUUUCCGACAUACGAUGAAUUUAGCCGACUCCAGACGGAAACAGGUAAUGUAUUAAAUUCCGAGGUGGUCCCUUCUGCAGCUGUAAGCAGAUAUCAGUUCUCAUCUGGAAAGAGCUGCGUCAGCGCUUUUAUUGAAGAAGCAGAGACUUUCCCGGUGGAGGCGGGUGAAAUCGACUGCUCAUUUGAGAAAACAGAGGCUUUUGAUGGUGGGAAAUUGGCUGAGGAUUUUGACCAAACAGGUUGCGUUCAUGAUAAAGGCAAAGAAAUUGAGAUAAGCGGUGGAGACGAAGGUGAGACAAUUGAGGAAGAAGGGUUUAGAGAGAAGCCGCAAAUAAUUGAAGAAUGUCGAUUAGAUUCCGAGAAAAACUCUGUGGUUAUGGAUUCUGAUUCAGAGUCGACUAGUUUUGAUCAUAUGCGUUCAGUUAUGAGCCGCUUGGUGGAUUCUUACAGCGAUGGAUUCUUGUCGGAUGGAGAUUUUGGGGGGGAAUUUGAGAUGGAUUCAGACAGUGAAGUAUCUGGUUUCGAAGAAAACGAUGAAUUUGUUGGUGAAGAUAGUGAUAUAAUGGAAGAGUUAAAGAAACUAGAAGAGGAUGAUAGCAAUGUAGGCAAUCUUGAUGGAUUGAAACCAGGUUUUGAUGAGAAUGUAGGUGGAUUUGUUACUGAUAAGGAUGUUGAUUCCGAGAAAUUAAGGUCUAAGGAUUCAUCAAUGUCGGGUUCUGAUGAUUCGAACAAGCUGGAGUCGUUGUGGGAGCAUCAAGAGCUCAUCGAGCAGCUGAAGAUGGAGCUGAAGAAGGUGAGGGCUACCGGCCUCCCCACCAUUCUUGAGGAAUCGGAGUCCCCUAAAAUAAGCGAGGAUUUGAAGCCGUGGAGGAUCGAUGAGUUCCAACGAGACGACUGCAUAGGCGAGCUUCAUAAGUUCUACAAGAGCUAUAGGGAGAGAAUGAGGAAAUUUGACAUCAUAAACUACCAGAAGAUGUAUGCCAUGGGAUUUCUGCAGCUAAAGGAUCCUCUGCAGUCAAUCUCGAAGCAGAAACGGCCGCCGACGCUCAAGUCGCUCGUGUCCCAAAAUCUAUGGCUAUCGAAGCACAAAAUCCAUGGGAGCGACCCGAUGAAGAAGUUUGUGAAGGAACUGCAGGGCGAUCUCGAGGCAGUGUACGUCGGGCAGAUGUGCCUCUCGUGGGAGUUCUUGCACUGGCAGUACGAGAAGGCGUGGGAUUUGUGGGACACUGAUCCCCGUUCGAGGCGGAGGUACAACGAGGUCGCCAACGAGUUCCAACAGUUCCAAGUGCUGAUGCACAGAUUCGUUGAGGAUGAGCUGUUUCAAGGGCCGAGGGUGCAGAACUAUGUCAAAACCCGCUGCGCAGUCCGCAAUCUUCUUCAAGUUCCCGUCAUACGAGAGGACAACUUGAAAGACAAGAGAAAGGCAGAGAAGAGAGACACGGAUGAAUACGUAGUAACAAGUGACAUCCUUGUGGAGAUCGUGGAGGAGUCGAUACGAACAUUCUGGCGAUUCGUCCGUGCUGACAAGGAUUGCUCGGCUGGGGCAACGAACGGGAGCAAGAAAACGCCCGAGCUUCCCGGCCACGAGGAACAUAAGUUGCUGGUGGAGAUAAGAAAAGAUCUUCAAAAGAAGGAGAGGAAGUUGAAGGAGGUGUUGAGGAGUGAGAACUGCAUUUUAAGGAGAAUCAGACGGUAUAGGGAAGAUGAUGAUUCGGACCAAGUUCUUUACUUUUUCUCUCAAGUAGAUAUGAAGUUAGUUUCUAGAGUUUUGAAUAUGUCCAAAGUGACAAGGGAGCAAUUGAUUUGGUGUCAUAACAAGCUAGCUUCAAUUAGUUUUGUGAAUAGGAAAUUACGUGUAGAGCCUGCUUUCUUGCUCUUUCCUUGCUAGGUUUUCAUUUUUUUUCCCCUCUAUUGCAAUGAUGUUUUGUCCUUGAUAUAAGGUUGUAUGGUACAUAUUAGUGAAAUCAGAAAUGAGAAAUGAGAUAUGAUAGGAUUGAUUUUUGUUGUA